AUGGAUCAGGACCAGACGAAAAGAAGAAGGAUUGGGAGUGCGGCAUUUGCACUUGUCGGAUCAGGAACGGGCUGUUUGUCAUAUGGAACCGGGAGAUACUUUGCGGUUCUCCAAGCUCUCAAGAAGGGUAUGUUCAGGCCUAAUAUGGGUGGUGUUAUGCUGGUCACUUUGACGAGUGGAUUUGUUGCGGCUGGUGGUGGAGAUGGAGCGAAGGAGACAUGUGAGCUAAAGAGAAAACUUUGUCUUACCUGUGUUCAAGGGACUAACGAACUAACGGAGUAA
Molecule: messenger RNA, 282 nt
Organism: Sclerotinia borealis F-4128
Lineage: Eukaryota; Fungi; Ascomycota; Leotiomycetes; Helotiales; Sclerotiniaceae
Source: the annotation of a GenBank genome assembly